Molecule: messenger RNA, 2083 nt
Organism: Effrenium voratum
Lineage: Eukaryota; Dinophyceae; Suessiales; Symbiodiniaceae
Source: the annotation of a GenBank genome assembly
AGCGCCUCCUUAUCCGCAUCCAGCCAGCCUCGCGAGCGCCAAAAGCGAGCGCCUCGCGUUGGCGCCAUGGCCUUUGUCUCAGAGCCAAGCAGCAGGACCGUGGGGUCCACGUCCACGUCCAAGGUGCACCUCUUCGAGCAAGGAUCCACCAACGCCAAGGCGGUAGCCAGUGCGCCAGGUGGUUGGUUUGGCCUAGGCCACCGCUUCUUUCCGAAGGACCUCUUUGUCCGAGAGGGGCUGACGGGGAGCUACAUCACCAAGGAAGUCUUGCUGGGAGUGACCAUCGGCUUCGCACAGGUGCCAGAGUCCGUGGCCUUUGCCUUCCUGGCCCAUGUCCGGCCGCACGUGGCCUUGCAUGCUGCCUGGAUGGUCGGGCUCUUUUGCAGCCUGCUGGGUGGAAGGCCCGGCAUGGUGAACGGGGCCACCGGUGCCUUUGCGGCCAUCAUCGCCACCUUUUUGCCGGUUCCCAAGGUGCCAGGUGGCAAUGGGGAGCACGUGGAGUUGCUGUUUCCCUCCGUGAUGUUGGCAGGAUUUUUGAUGCUGGCGGCCAGCGCCGCGAACUUGUCCCGCUUCAUCCUGCUGCUGCCGACCCCGGUCAUGGUGGGCUUUUGCAAUGGCCUGGCCAUUGUGAUCGGCUUGGCUCAGCUGCACCCCUUCCACUCUGAGGCCAACGCCUCCGGGUGGAAGGAGGGCUUCGAGCUGCUCUGGAUGCUGGUGAUUACCGCCGUGUCCAUGCUCACCAUGGAGUUCCUGCCAAAGGUGCCGCUUCAGAUCUUCAAGGUCAUCCCCUCCUCGCUCAUGGCGAUCCUGGUGGCGAUUCUGCUGGAGUUCGCCGUGGUAAGGCCCUGCGGCUGGCGCACCGACACCAUCGGGGACGUCUCCGAGUUCACCUCGGAGACGGCGUUUCCGAUCCCCUUCUUCGUGGACCACCCCUCUACGGGCUACGACCUCUCGAAGAUCGUGAGCUCUUGGAGCUCGGUACAGUCAGUGCUGGUGCAAGGUGUCCUGCUGUGCGUGGUGGGCUCAAUCGAGUCCCUGAUGACCUCGGAGGUGGUGGAGUCCUUUGUGAAGACCCCCAGCGAGGGGGACCGCUCCCUCUUCGCCAUGGGCCUGGGGAACAUCGUCUCAGGCUUCUUGGGGGGCAUGGGCGGCAACGCCAUGAUCGGCCUCUCCACCAUCAACUCCCUGAACGGUGGCCGUGGACGCAUGGCACCGACCUGCACCGCGCUGGUAGUCAUGGCCUCGGUGAUGGGCGCCUACCGCCUGCUGAACUUCAUCCCCGUGGCAGCCCUCGCAGGCAUCAUGAUUGUGGUGGUUCUGCACACCUUCAAGUGGUUCUCCAUUGCCAUGGUGCUGGCCGCCAUUCUGCCCAAGUCCAUGCGCGACCGCCUGAACCUGCACCGCAAGGUGCCCCGUGUGGAGGCCUUCGUCAUUUUGGUGGUCACGGUGUUGUCCAAGCAGACGAACAUCGCCAUCGCGGUGCUGCUGGGCGUCUCCAUCUGCGCCGUGGCCUUCGCCUGGGACGCCGGCCAGCACUUCAAGCUUGCGGAGUCGAUGCACGGCAAGGUGAAGGUCUACGACAUCGACGGCCCCCUCUUCUUCACCUCGGCCAACCGACUGGUGAAGCUGCUGGAUCCUUCCAGGGACCCGGAGGAGGUGGAGCUGCGCUUCGGGGAGGCCACCUUGAUGGACUUCACCUCCGUGGAGACCCUGCACAAGGUGGCGCUGAACUACAAGGCUGUAGGCAAGAGCAUCACCUUCCACACCCUUAACAUGAGCAGCCAGAAGCUCAUCGAGAAGGCCAACCACCUGGUCCGCGCCAUCGAGUACAACGACGAGGCCGCAAGGCUUCCCAGCGUGCCCAGCUUCACGGACGGGUUCCGGUGUGACCCAAUGGCGGCAGAAGGGGUCUUCGAGCGCAUUGUCAGUGGAGGCGGCCCCAAGAAGGCCUCGGCCUCGGCAGCCAGCCCGAAGGAGGAGGUCAAGGAUUUUGAGGCCGAAGUCUGAGGACAGCUGGCCCCUGUACAGAGGGAUUGCGGAAGAGGCGCUCAUGGGUUCCUGAUAAUUGCAUUUGCUUCGAACA